Patiria miniata (bat star) is the source of this 1801-nucleotide messenger RNA. Its product is annotated as rho GDP-dissociation inhibitor 1-like. Gene Ontology annotation, biological process: Rho protein signal transduction. The coding region runs from base 192 to 911 and encodes 239 amino acids. The record is from RefSeq and is a predicted model, not a curated record. The transcript is spliced from 8 exons. Gene Ontology annotation, molecular function: protein binding; Rho GDP-dissociation inhibitor activity. Gene Ontology annotation, cellular component: membrane; cytoplasm; cytosol. NCBI's taxonomy places the organism in Eukaryota, Metazoa, Echinodermata, Asteroidea, Valvatida, Asterinidae.
GUCCUCGCCAUAAAAAAAACACUCUACUCUCUCAUCAGUGUGACUGGAUAGCGUACAGAGAGCCGCAGAAAAAAAGACAGCUAUUUGGAGCCCCUCGUGGAGAUCGGUUGGUGUUUAGUAAAGCGCAAGUUGCCGCCUUAUUAUUGUGACUCACUUUUGUAACAUCGUGAAAAGAACAGAAGAGACUUGAAAUGAAGGGACACACCUGUGUGAUUCUCUUGAUGUGCCUCAGCUGUGUAUGUGCGACGGCACUUCAAGAGAAAUCGGCCAAUGAUAAGUUGCUUCUGGAAUACCUGCGGGAAUACCUGACCGAGUUAAAGAGGGGAGAUGAACCAGAAGCCGUGCCAGCUCAGAGGGGUACUGAAGACCUUACCCGCGACUACCCACCGCCCCAACAAAUGGACUUGCAGACGCUUCAAGAACUUGACGCCGAUGAUGAAAGUCUGGUCAAGUACAAGCAAACUCUACUGGGUAGCACUGCAGAUUUUUUAGAUGAAGGCGGACAAAAUGUACUAUUGAAGGCCAUGGUAUUUGCUCCAGUAGACCACGAGGAAACUGUUCUGAAUCUGACAGGUGAUCUUUCUCAAUUGAAACAUCAACCAAUUGUGGUUAAGGAAGGCACCGAGUACAGGAUUAAACUCAAAUUCAGGGUCCAACGUCAGAUUGUCUCUGGACUGCGGUUUGUUUACGCUGUUUCCAGAAAGGGCAUCAGAGUGGACAACGCAAAUUCUAUGGUUGGGAGUUACGGACCCAAAACGGAAGAGCAGAUCUUCCAGACUCCUGUGGAUGAGUUACCCGCGGGUAUGAUAAGCCGUGGUGUCUACAUUGUCAAGGGUAAAUUCUUAGACGAUGACAAGAAUAUCUACUUGGAGUGGGAGUGGAGUUACUCCGUUAAGAAAGAUUGGGAAUAAGAUUAGAGUGAUGAUUUCCUACAAAGGAAAUUGGUAUAUUGGAAGUGCGGUUUACUUGUAGAUGAUGCUGUUGGUUUUUGAGGGGGUACAUCAUGAAUGUGAAAUUCUUAAUAGAAUUUAUGUUAUCAUGGUUCAGCAAGUAUAGGGAUUAUGUUAGUUAAAUGUAUGCCACAACAUAUACAAUGAACAUGUAAUUGAUUUUUUUCCCAAAGUGGCACUUUUUUUUGAAGGAAUUAAUUGUGGCAUAAGUCAUCAGCAUUGCCAGUGAUGACCUUUUUUAGUCUCUCAGAAAAAGGAACUGCAUGUUUUCCCCAAAAAAUGUGUACAUGUAUAGGCCUAUGGAUCCAUCAUCCAUGUACAGAACAAAACAAAUGACGUAUAUACUUGUUUUGUAUGAACAUUGCCUUUUCUCAAAGUUUAUCAGAGCAACUUGUACAACUCUUUGUUGAAGUCUAUAAAACAACGCAUUUAUUAGAAAAUACAUUUUGAUGAUGCUAUUUAAUGUAAUCGCUUAUUAAAUUACUUUUGGGAAUUAAUGAUACAUGUUGGUUGUAUAGCAGGCUUUGUUUUAUCUUAUUUUUAUCUUUAUUUUAGGCUGUAAUUAGACUAUUCUGCCAUAGAUAUAGAUAUUUUCUUUUGUUAUAUUUUAAUUGCUAAAGGUUUGGUUUAAUAUGUGGUUUUGCUUUAAGUGCAUAAUAUAAUGUUAUAUUUCCGCAAUGAUGUAUGGCUUGUUUGCCAUAGUAGUGACCUGGUGUCUUUUAUGUUGUCAUCUAAUUAAUGGAGAUUUUGACCAAGCGCUUUGGGAACUUGGUAACAUAAAGCCACCAGUAUUACGACAGUUGCAUGCCUACCAUCCGACAAGCUAUUUUUGUCAGCACUAGAAUGUAGUU